GAAGUUGAUUUCAAUAGGCAAUGUGGUCAAGAUGAUGUUGGUAGAGUGUUAGAAUUCGUUCCUAUUCGAUCCUAUUUUGAGAUGAUCAUAGUUACUCACUACAUAUUGGGAUAGGAUUGUUUACUUAAGAAGAGUCUAGUCUACCAUGAUCGAUCUAUCAAACACUUCUUCCAUGCCGGAAGAUGAGGAGGAGGACAACCUAGGUCCGAGGAAGGGUCUGGCGGGAUUCCUAGGCACAAUUGCAGUCUUGGGAUUCUUCGGAAACUCUCUUGUCGUUCUUGCCGUCGUCUUGUACCCAAAGCUGCGGACAAUUACCAACGUGUAUCUCACAAGCCUUGCCUGCAGCGAUAUCCUUUUGAGCUUAACAAUUCCCUGGCUGAUUGUCGGGUUGGUAUCGCCUCAAGGAUGGCCACUAUCGGAUGAGAGCUGUAUAUUGGUGGCUAUUGUCAGAUUCACCUGUAGCGGUAGCAGUGUGUGGCAUUUGGUUGCUAUCGGAUUCAACCGAAUGAUCCUAAUCACAACUUCCAGUGAAACUUACAGAAAGAUAUACAGCCGUGCUAACACUGCCAUUAUUCUCAUGGUCACGUGGUUAAUUCCUUUCACCGUCAUCAUAGUACCUUAUGCCAUUGGUGCCACGGAACUCGGCUAUGAUGACGGUCCUCAUCUCUGCAGUGACAUCGAAGACCGGCCAGACGGAACGGAGAAUCUCCUCCACACCUACAUAGCUGGUACCUUCUUAACAUGCAUCCCGUUGUUCAUCGUGUUAUGCGUAUACCUCCGCAUCUAUGUUCAUGUCCGACUGCACGUACGGAAGCAGAAUGCAUGGUCUUCGGGGCAUCAGAAGCAGCAGCAACAGCAGCAGAACAAUGCGGUAGCUACCGUAAGUUCGACUGUUCAAGACCCAGGAUUAACCGAGAAGCAAAUCAAGGAAGGCACUAAAAGUAGCGAACGUUUUAGUGAGAACAACGCAGGUGGUGCCGGAGACCAAUCCAAAGCAGCUCAUGAAAAUAAAACAAAGAAUCCCACCGCUGCCACCAAUAAACCACCAGCCAAGAAAGGCAACGACCUUGAGACCCGAAUCACCAAGAACACUUUCUAUGUAGUCGUUGGGUUCCUCCUAUGCGUUGUUCCAUAUGGCAUCUGUGUCCUCAACCGCUUUGGGCCCGAUGGUACACCUUUAGGUCAAGGUUUCCUUUUGUUCAACGUUUGCAUGAACCCAAUAAUCUACGGCACCAAGCACCCACACUUCAGGGCGGCUAUCAGAAAUAUCUUCAUGGGUCGAGUUUCGGGCCCACUGGCCACGUCUAAUUCAGUUGGACCGGUCAGUCAGACACAAGGCACUGCUUGAUUAUCAUAUGAAUGACAUUCAUAUUAACCGUAUGGAAAAUAAUCAUAGUUUGGUUUGAUUCUUCGCACCACCGUAGACCUUGAACCGUGGUAGGAUGUGGGUGAUAUUAUAAAGGAGUUUCUUGAUAUUAUUCACCUGACGUUUCGCAAAGCAAACUGUCCAUGUAACUAAAUGUUGAUUAAUUGUGAGUCAGGUUAUGGCUAAAAUUGUACAUUCUUUCUCAUGUCUUCAUCUAAUUUUCCGUAUACAACUAUGACGUUGGCAGUCGUUUGAGUUGAAAAUUGAAUAACAAAAUGAUAAUUUGUUUUCUGACUUAUCAAAUAGAUAGAUCAAUUAUUUACUGGGUUAAAACCAUAAGUAUUUGCAAUGUAAUGAAACUUUCUCAGCAAGCCUAUAACAUUCAAUUUCAUUGUCCAUGGCGGACUAAUAUAAGAAUGGAUGUCAGAUUAAAUCAGAGGAACUGAGGGCUUUAUUCUUAUUUCAUCGUAACUGUGUCAUGGACCAGCGAUGGCCUGGUGGUACAGUCGCUUACUGGCAAUCAUGAAAGGGUCAAAUCCUGCUGGUGACUAGAUUUUUUUCUGACUUAUCAAACAGAUCGAUCAAUGCGAUGUUAUUUACUGGGUCAAAGCCAUAUUAAGUAUUUACAAUGUAAAGAAAUAAUAAUUGGUAAAGCAUAUCCUGUCAUGCAUACGCCCUGAUGUUUUAGCGUCUGGCUUCUUUU
Lytechinus variegatus (green sea urchin) is the source of this 2069-nucleotide messenger RNA. Its product is annotated as beta-3 adrenergic receptor-like. NCBI's taxonomy places the organism in Eukaryota, Metazoa, Echinodermata, Echinoidea, Temnopleuroida, Toxopneustidae. Bases 146 to 1348 code for a protein of 400 amino acids. The record is from RefSeq and is a predicted model, not a curated record. Gene Ontology annotation, biological process: G protein-coupled receptor signaling pathway. Gene Ontology annotation, cellular component: membrane. The transcript has 4 exons. Gene Ontology annotation, molecular function: G protein-coupled receptor activity.